This is a messenger RNA of Galendromus occidentalis (western predatory mite), 960 nucleotides long. RefSeq lists its product as uncharacterized. Gene Ontology annotation, biological process: proteolysis. Gene Ontology annotation, molecular function: aspartic-type endopeptidase activity. Lineage: Eukaryota; Metazoa; Arthropoda; Arachnida; Mesostigmata; Phytoseiidae. The transcript is spliced from 3 exons. The record is from RefSeq and is a predicted model, not a curated record. The coding region runs from base 1 to 960 and encodes 319 amino acids.
AUGGCGAUCCAAUUCAACGAUUUGGCGGAGGUGAUCCACGAAGCCGUCAAGGCUGCUCUACUUCAGACAGCGGACUCUCAGAAGGCCCUAAUCAAAGAUCUGAUAAGUUCCCAGUCGACAGAUGCGCAGAAGAUCACAGACUCCUUGAAUAAUCGCAUCCCCAAAUUCAACUAUGACCCGGAAGCCGAUCUAACAUUCGAAAAAUGGGUCAAACGCUACAAGCCGGUUAUAGACACGGACGGAGCGACUCUCGCAGAGACAAUGAAGAAGAACUUCAUAGUCUCUAAGUUGAACGUCAAGGAAUACGAUCGAUUCAUCGCCUAUCUCCUCCCAAAUAGAAUAGAAGACGAGUCUCUUGAUAAUAUCAUCGAGACUCUGAAGACUCUCUUCAGCCAACCGGCAUCGCUAUUCAGGCGUCGUUCCAAGUUCCUCCAAACAAAAGGGCGCGCGAAGAUCUCGAACUCCGUACUCGAGCUCUACGCAAACCAGACGAGGAAUGAGGAAUCCACCACAUUGGAGAGCCUAGCUACGGAGCUCAUCAAUUACACUCAGCUCAAGCGCGACGCGACGAGCAGCUCCGAUCAGAUUCCAACGAAGAGCCGCGUCCACAAGAGCUCAAUGAAAUUGGAUCGCCAGCGCGGUCUCAAAGCGUCCGUAUGCAGAGCUCCGAAACAGAGAGCGGACAUUCGUCACCUCAAAAUUUCACUACUCGAGAACAGCAGAAUCUUGGAAUCGGUGAGAAUAAACGGAUCGGAUGUCACCCUCGUUCUCGACACCGGAGCGGACGUGACGCUGCUAGCAGAGGAGACUUGGAGACAGCUAGGCGCCCCUCAACUGCGGAAGUCAGACGUGGAUCUGACUCAAGCGGAUGGCUCUUCUCUACACAUACUGGGAAGUUUUGAUUGCAUCGUGGAGCUGAAUGGCACCGAGUUCGAGGGAAAAUGUUAUGUUUCAAAAUAA